This is a messenger RNA of Strongylus vulgaris, 339 nucleotides long. NCBI's taxonomy places the organism in Eukaryota, Metazoa, Nematoda, Chromadorea, Rhabditida, Strongylidae. The record is from the annotation of a GenBank genome assembly.
AUGAAAACGCGCAUACAUAGGCUAGAAGCGAAUGUAACAGCUGCAGCAGUGCAACUCGCUCAGCAAAAAGUUAUUCAGCAACGACUUUCACACAGGCUUCUUAGGGUGCUUUCUAUGCAAAUGAUGUCGCAGCGUUUCACGCAGGGAAUUGAUGCUACUGAGGAAAACGGGACUUUGAGGUCUUCAUUAUCUAAGGAAACGGGUUUUAUCGAUGAAGCUGAUGCCUUGAAUCUGAAGAAAUAUUUGGAUAGGUGCCAGGAUGGCUUGGAAAGCCUUGUUGCAGUGCUUAAUUCUAAUCUUGAGGAUAUACAGUUGAUGGCAGCUGCAGUGGAUGCAUAG